CCGGACCUAACCGAAUUGGAGACCGGGACCCGCCCGGACUCGAGCAUCACGCGGCCCGGAGCAGCUCCAGCUGAUCGGCCUCCUCUUUGUUGCUGAAAGAGACCGGGAUUGCGUCUGUAACCUUGGCGGGCCGUCUCUGCAGACACACGCAGAAUGGGUUGGAAGGCGGCUGCUAUCGGCAUAGGCCGUGCUGUUGCUGCUGCAGCGCUCGUCCGGACGGCAGCUGCCGCGCAGCCCGGGGCCGCCGAGCCGGUGCCGGCGCCGAUGCGGGAUCUGGUCUGGGGCCGGCUCAACUUCUUGCACACGACCGACACACACGGCUGGCAUGCAGGCCAUCUCCAGGAGCCGCAGUACUCGGCCGACUGGGGCGACUAUGUCUCGUUCGCCCACCACAUGCGCGCGAGGGCCGACGAGCGCGGCGUCGACCUGCUGCUCGUCGACACGGGCGACCGCGUCGAGGGCAACGGCCUGUACGACGCAUCCAACCCCAAGGGUAAAUAUUACUACGACAUUUACAAGGAGCAGCAUGUCGACAUCAUCUGCACCGGCAACCAUGAGCUCUACCAGGCCUCGACCGCUGACGGCGAGCACCUGCGCACGGUGCCCAACUUCAAGCAGAACUACAUCGCCUCUAAUCUCGACUACAUAGAUCCCGUCUCCGGAAAGAGAGUGCCCAUGGCCCAGCGAUAUCGCAAGUUCCAGACCAAGAACCAGAAGCUGGACAUCGUCGCUUUUGGCUUCCUCUUCGAUUUCACCGGCAACGCCAACAACACGGUCGUGCAACCGGUGCACGAGACCGUCCGGGAGCAGUGGUUCCGAGACGCCAUCCGGGAGCAGACGGAUGUCUUCGUGGUGAUCGGGCAUGUCGGCGUGCGGAUGCCCGAGUUCAAGACCAUUUUCAACGCUAUCCGCGAGCAGAAUCCGCUCACGCCGAUCCUGUUCUUCGGCGGCCAUGUCCAUAUCCGCGACGCCACCGCCUAUGACGCGCGAUCGUUUGCGCUCGCCAGCGGACGGUACUUUGAGACCAUCGGCUGGAUGUCUGUCAGCGGCGAGCUGGAGAGGUCUGCGCAGUCCGAGGCCGCUCCCUUGUCUUUCCACCGCAGAUACAUCGACAACAACCUGCUGGGGCUGUACCACCACGCGGGCGGCCUGAACGCCAACACGUUUCCGACCGAACACGGCCGUAACGUCUCGGCCAUGAUCACCCGGGCGCGCCAGGCGCUCGACCUCGACUACGCCUUUGGCUGCGCCCCCAAAACCUAUUGGAUGUCCCGCUCACCUUACCCCGGGGACGAUAGCAUCUACAGCUGGAUCGAGACGGAGGUGCUUCCUGAUAUCGCGGUCAACGCCAGCCGGAAACACGUGCCCCGCCUGGCCAUCGUCAAUACGGGCACGAUCCGGUUCGACAUCUUCAAGGGCCCCUUCACCCGCGACACCACCUACAUCGUGUCGCCCUUCACCAGCAUGCUGGCGUACAUUCCUGACGUCCCUUACGCCGUGGCAAAGCAGGUCAUCAAGCUGCUGAACAACGCUGGCCCGAUCUUCGCGUCGGCCGGCCCGCUUCACAACCGGUUCAUGGCGAUCCCGGAGCAGCUUGCCAUCCACGAGUCCAUCGUCAACGCGGCGCCGCCAGGUUCCACCGGCCAUCAGUGGGAGGGGGAGGCCGCCCAGCAAAGGCCGCUUGCCGACGGCUCCGACGGAAGGACCCGUCUGACCGAGGGAUACACCACCAAGGACGACAUCGGGGACGACGGGGACGAUACCCUGCACGCGCCCGUCAACUUCUACGUCGUGCCGAACUGCAUCCAGGCCGAGGUUGGGUUCCCGCCGGCGGGCGAACCUGAAACGGUCGACCUCGUGUUUCUCGACUUCAUCACGCCGUGGGUGCUGAUCGCCCUGAAGUUCUUUGGUGGGGACUACAGCGAGAAGGACGUGCAGCUCUAUGUUGAGGGGUCGUUUACCGAGCUGAUGGCCGGUUGGAUUGAGAAGAACUGGCCGAAGCAUUGUUAGAAGGUCUUGUGUGCUGACAGGGAGUUUCAUUCUAUGGUUUGACAGCGUUGGCGUUUUGGGUAGGGAACACCUGGGAGAAUGUAAUCACUGGCUGCAUUUGGAUUGUUUGGAGAUAUUGUUGGUCCUAGAGGUAAUAUGUUAGCAUCAUUCUCAUG
Thermothielavioides terrestris NRRL 8126 is the source of this 2165-nucleotide messenger RNA. RefSeq lists its product as uncharacterized. The record is from RefSeq and is a predicted model, not a curated record. Gene Ontology annotation, biological process: nucleotide catabolic process. The coding region runs from base 154 to 2010 and encodes 618 amino acids. Gene Ontology annotation, cellular component: cytosol. The transcript has a single exon. NCBI's taxonomy places the organism in Eukaryota, Fungi, Ascomycota, Sordariomycetes, Sordariales, Chaetomiaceae. Gene Ontology annotation, molecular function: hydrolase activity.